Dunckerocampus dactyliophorus (ringed pipefish) is the source of this 7859-nucleotide messenger RNA. It is a transcript of the gene frmpd1b, whose product is annotated as FERM and PDZ domain containing 1b. The transcript has 17 exons. Bases 1310 to 6301 code for a protein of 1663 amino acids. Gene Ontology annotation, cellular component: cytoskeleton. The record is from RefSeq and is a predicted model, not a curated record. Lineage: Eukaryota; Metazoa; Chordata; Actinopteri; Syngnathiformes; Syngnathidae. Gene Ontology annotation, molecular function: protein binding.
AAGUAAUCGGGCUCAAAUAUGGCGGCCUCGGAGGGACAAAAGUGCACGUAGGUUUUAACACAUACGCUAUUAUAUGUAAGCAAACACGAACGUAAAUAACUAUGACUGUGUCCAUGUGCAAAUUGCCAUAAUUCUAGGAACGUUAAGAGGUUACAUGUCAUGAAAGACGUUACAGGUAAAGACCAACAAAUUUGAUUUUUGGUCAUAGCAACAUUACCACGCUAGGAGGCUCUAGAGGUAAAGUAAAUUAUGUCUACUGUAAGAUAUUCUGUAUGCAUAUAUCCAUUCGGCAAUGUUUCUGUCAGUUUUUAGUCCGUAUUUAUUCUUUACUAAUAUCUAAUGAAGGUAUUAUGAAUUAUUCUGUAUUUAUUCAUUAUACAAUGUUCUGUCAGUUUUUACUCCUGUAUUUGUUUUCAUUACUGAAUAAGGGAUUUACUAACUCUAUUAAUGCACGAUCUUUAUUCUGUCUUAGAUCAAUCAGAAAAUGGUAAUAUGUGGACAUGUUAAAUACAGGAAGUGCUGACACACUGAGGGGUAGGUUUAAAUAAAAUCUGCUUUAACUCCUUUUCAGACAUGUUUAACUGUGCAAAUGUACUGUAUACCCAUAUUGGUGAUAGCUCAGUCCUGCUGGUGGGCUAUUGGAAUGCUAAUUAUGCUAAUACUAAUGUUAAUUUUCAUUGUUUUGUCUUUUGGGGAUACUCUGGCGUCUUACUAGCAUUAAAUGUCAAGCUUCGCAAAAGAUACAUAUACGUACACAACUCAAAAAAGUGGUGCAUAAACAAACAGUCCCAAACAAACGUGUGCAUUGUGUGACGUACUACAAUACAACGAUGAUGAUGUUACUGUCUGACCUUGCAAGGGGAGGGGCGGGGGUCCAGUGGGCAGACGGCACAAGAGGCAGGGAGGAGGGGAGGAGAGGGGACGGGUGUGGGUGGGUCUAUUCUCUGAGCUCAGGGCCGAGGAUUACACAGACUGAAGCAGUCCCGGCAUGAUGACAGCAUCCAGCACAUAGACACCCCCCACCGUCACCAGCACCACCUCUACAUCAUCAUCGUCAUCCUCAUCCGGCCUGGGAAGGGGGGGGACGAUCGCUGUUUCCCCUUCUAAUCCUCCAUAGACUCCACGGUGUGUGUGCCUCCUCUUCAAACCACGAGGUGGCUACACCAGACUGGGAACGGCACCGAUGAUCACAAGGGUACCCCUCCACCUCCUUUCAGCCAAUCCUGGAGGGGCUGCAGAGUGGAUGUCUCAGAGGUCGAGUGGAUGUUUGUGUUGUGGCGUCCUAAAGAGGCAAGCUUCGUCGCGAUAAAUGGAGGAGAAGGAGCGAUGUCGGAGCAGGUCUCCAGCGCGGAGGGCAAGCCGGGUGCAGCAGGUGGUGGGCACCAUAAUACGUCGCACCCGGGAAUCACUGAGCAGAGAGCGGUUGCUCGGAGAUGGGAGGUCGCAACGCUCCAACAGCCUGUCCAAUCAGAAUUACCAAGCCAAGCUGUCGCUGCAGAUCACCAGGGAUCCUGUUCUGGACCGCAGCACCGGACAUGGCUUCAUCCUCACCACAAACACACCCCUGCUGGUCAGGGAUGUGGCCACAGGCAGUCCUGCAGAUGGGAUACUCUUCCCUGGGGACCAAGUGUUGCAGAUUAAUGAUACGGUGCUGGAGGAUUUGAACGCUGAUCAGAUAGAAAACAUCUUAAGGGACCUGGAAGAUUGUAUAACUGUGACGAUCCUCCGGCACAUGACUAAUCCCAAAUCAUCUAUCAUGUCAGCAGAGAAGAGAGCUCGUCUGAGGAGUAAUCCAGUUAAAGUGCGCUUUGCAGAAGAGGUGGUGGUCAACGGGCACACUCAGGGAAACUCUCUUCUCUUCCUGCCCAAUGUUCUAAAAGUCUAUCUAGAGAACGGACAGACCAAGGCCUUCAAGUUUGACCACACCACCACUGUUAAGGAUAUUGUUCUGACUCUGAAGGAUAAACUCUCCAUCCGGGCCAUCGAAUACUUUGCCCUGGUGCUAGAGCAACAGUACAGCAUCACCAAACUUCUGCUGUUGCAUGAAGAUGAGCUUAUACAGAGGGUGGUGCAGAAAAAAGACUCCCAUGAUUACAGAUGUCUAUUCCGAGUGUGUUUCAUCCCCAGAGAUCCGAUGGACCUGCAGCAGGACGACCCCUUUGCCUUUGAGUAUCUCUUUUUACAGAGUGUUGGCGACGUUCUACAGGAGCGCUUUGCUGUGGAGAUGAAGUGCAACACUGCACUUCGUCUCGCUGCCCUGCACAUGCACGAGAGGCUGGAUAGCUGCGGACUGACCAGGACCUCCAUCAAAGCCAUUACGAAGGAGUUUGGCCUUGAUAGCUUCAUUUCUCCCACGCUGUUGAGCAACAUGAGGGAAAAGGACCUGAGGAAAGCCAUCAACUACCACCUCAAAAAGAUCCAGUCCCUGCUUGAGCCACGCCAGAAGGUAAUAUCUGCUUCCCAGGCUCGGCUAGCCUACCUCACUCAGCUGGGAGAGCUCAUUUCAUAUGGGGGGCGAUCCUACUCGGCUACGAUGAUGCUUCAGGAGAGGGAGGUGUUGGUCAGCCUGUUAGUGGGAGCCAAGUACGGGAUGAGUCAGGUCAUCAACCACAAGCUCAACGUCAUCUCCACGCUGGUGGAGUUCAGCAACAUCAGCCGGGUGGAGUUGCUCUCCGAGUCGGACAAAGUCAGUCUACUGCGCAUCUCACUGCACGACAUGAAGCCGUUUGCCUUACUGAUGGACUCUCUGGCAGCCAAAGACCUCGCGUGUCUGCUGGGAGGGUACUGCAAACUCCUGGUGGAUCCGAGUCUCAAUGUCUUCCGUAUGGGGCGCCCCAAAGUGAGGGUGCACCGUAUUCCAGCUGAAGAAGGUGUGUGUGGGGAGUUCGCCAUAGUAGAGGGCGUGUGCUAUGAAUCCCUAACAAGUUAUGUGUCUCGCUGCUGUAGUGACUCCGAUGACUCAACGGACGAGGAUGACCCGAUGGAUUCGCAGAAUUACAAACACCCUGACCCGGCAAGUCAAGACUGGGAGGAAAGACGGCGGGAGGAGCAAGACAGGAGGAGAGAGGAGGAUAGAAAAGAGAGGGAGGAGCACAAAGGCAAACAGGAAGUGAAGAUCGUUGUGACAACUGAAGGUAAGGAUUACGAGGGUGAAGAGGAACGAGGCGCGGCAGGAAGCGGUCUGCGUAAAUUGAGUGUGAUGGACGAGGAAAUGAACUUGGAGACCACUUGGUACCACACGGAUCCACGGGUGACCAGCAGCUUUUCCAGCUUGUCCAGCGGCUCACUGAGCACUGCUCUCGAGGAGGCCAGUGCUGCACUCAAAGCUCCUCACCAUCUCAAUGCAGCACAAACUUUGGAUGUUCACCAACCCUUCCUCCUCGAACCAAAACGCCACCAAGGCCCGUCACGACCGACCAACCUUAACUACAGGGCCAAUGACAACGCUUGUCUUUGCUUUGCUGAACUCUCUAAAGCUGAUUUCCUCUCAAGCCCGUCUGGGGCUACUAGUGAUGAUGAGGAUGAGGAAGAUGAAGUGGAAGAACAGGGAAGGGAGGUACUGAGACGCAUUUCUAAGAUCCCCAGUUCGAGAGAUCUCAGAAUGAUUGACAGCACGCCUUUCGACAGAGCGCCUAUUAAAAGAAAGAAGAAGACCCCUCCCAAAGUCCCAGUACGAACCAGUUCCAUUCCAGGCCACAAAGCAGGACAGGCUGAGCAGCGCCUCUCCAAGGAUGAAGAGUCUCUCUUCCAAACUCCUUCCCCCAACCCCAAAGUAGCUCUUUUGGUCAAAGAGAAUGCAUCAGAGUCGGAUGAAGAGUUUUUUGAUGCACAGGAGAGAUUCACUCCUCCAGUUCCUGAUCUCUCAGACGUAGAGCUGGCAGACCGGCGGAAUGCUAACAGGUUGAGUGGAACUUGGAGUUCUCUUCCAGCUGUCUCAGGAAAAGAGCCAUCCUCACCCCUUUCCAAUAAGGUGCAGCCUUCUAAAGUCAAGAAAGAGGAGCUUAAAGGUCCCACAAAUAUACUUAACAACCUAGCCGCUAAAACAAAAGCUUCUGAGAAGCCUGAAAUUAAAUCUAAACCACCAUUAGCACCUAAACCCCAGCUGCCUCCCAAACCUCAGAUUAUACCACCCAAAUCUCCGAAGCAUGGGAAAUCAUAUGCCCACUGCAACGGGGACGCCUCUGGACGUAUGUCUUCCGACCUCUUGGAGAUGGAGCCGGACACUAUGGAGUUCAAGUCGGUCACAUACGGGACAGGAGGAUUGCCUCUGUCCACACCACUGAUCACAGCAGUGCGAUGUAGCAAGCAGCCGUUACCCAUCACUGCGCUGCAAACUGAGGAAAAGGGAAGAGGACCAAAAGAAAAUGGAGAACAUGUUUCCAAAGACAACAUGUACGUUCCUAAUGAAAAGGAGAAGCAAAGUAAUGGCUCUGCAUUACCUGCAAAAAAGCCACCAAAUGUACCUGCCAUCCCACGCUCUAAUUCAGGUACAAAGUUGUCUGCUCCCCCUCCAGUACCACCUAAACCCACUUCUCCAAAAAUUCUCCAUCCUUUAUCAUUACCUGCUAGCUCUCCAGUCUCCCCAACGGAUCCAAACAAAGGCGUCUUUAAAGACAGUCCAACAAAUGGAAUUCACCCAUGGAGCAGCCGCAAUGGCAGCAUCCAGUCGGGCCCCAGGAGGGUGUCCGUGAGCCAUGAAAGCCUGUCACCCAAAAACACAGAAGUAUCGAUUGCCACCUCGCUCACCUCAAGCAACUCCAAAGGCCACGAGAGUAGAGAGGAGCGCAGAUCUGGGUCUGGCUCAGAUCUGAGGAGCAGCUCUUCCAGCCUUGGAGGCAGACUACCAGCCUCCGCCCUUAGAGGGAAGAUCCAGGCUCUUCCUUGGUACAUGACUCGCUCCCAGGAGAUUUUAGGGACCCUGGAUUAUCCCUCCACCAGCUCUAUUAACGGAGACACAUCUGGGUUUGGCUCAGGUCUGUCAGUAGCAAGCGGUUUGUCCGAUAUAAACAAGACCCCUGUGAAGGACAAAGAAACGGUGGCCUCAAAAUCAGGGAACGUAUUAGAGGAUAGAGCUGAGGUUGUCAUAGCAACCAUUAAGGAGGCUGAGGAAUUGAGCUCAUACUUGAGAAAGGUCAACGGGACCAACGGGUCACAUCCCAAUCUGAAUUUCACAGGGAACAGUGCGCACAGUGUUUCAUCAGAGCAGCCUCAGUCACGCAGCCACUCAGCAGUGGGAAUGGGAGGCAUGUCCAACAUGCAGCUUGGGGGAGACUCGCCGACACCCUCCCUCGGAGACGGCACACCUCCGCAGCAGCAGCGGGAGGCCUGUGGCUGCCGUACCGUCUACGCCAACUGCUUCAGUGGCGACACCGAGGAUGGCAUCAGCUUUGACGAGGAGCUGACCGUCUAUGAGUUCUCUCGUCGCACGCGUCCAAAAACGGCCAGACCCCCUCCCGUCCCCUCACCCACCACACCCCCUCCAAAUCCUAAUAUCUUGUCUCUGCUGAAGGACAACCCUCGCCCACUGUCUACUUUCUCUACUGCCUCCUCUGAGCUCAGUCCCUUAGUCUCAUGUCCUGUGUCUCCCACGACCUCACUCGGGGGUCCCCUUCGUUCCCUCACCAACAAGAACUACGGUGGCCUGAAAGGAGGUUUUGCCUCCCUGCGACAUGAUAUAGAUCAGCUUUUGUCGGUCUUGGAGAGAGUACUACCCGAACAAACAAACAAAAUGGAUGCCGACCAGAAUCACAAUGGAAGUGAAGGCAACAGUACGCAAACACCAUGUUGCACGGGAUCGAGCCCCACCUGUAUGACGGAGGCUGAGAGGACUCUUCUCCAAGCAGAGGCUCGACGACUGGCAUCCGGGUGUCAGCGGGCGACACGUGUAGGCUGGGCUCCCGAUGAAGCCCUGCGGUCUUUAUCCAACAGCUUUGGCGCGUUGGUUCAGCUAUCAGCAGCUUGCAUGCGAACCAGUCCGUGUUCGGGCUGUGACAGCUGCCAUAACGCAAGCUUGGUCCACACGAGGGACGACGACGUCGACGACCAGGAGCCCAUGGACAAGCUGAAAGAAAUUGUGUCCCUGUACCGUGAGUUUGUUGGGGCUGUGGAGACAGCCGGAACUGGGGGUAAGAGUUUGGGCCUGAAUGGGUCUGGACAGAGCCAAGGAGAAGGUGACGGCGUGAGGUUGUUGGCCAAACGCUGCACUGUACUCAUUUCGUCUGUGUUUGCACUCACACAACUCUUUCGGACACCCACAUUAGUCGCCCCUGAUACUCCCGGUGGUGUACCUCUCAACUUUUAACCCGUGACAGACUGUUAACUUUGGACUCUAGCGGUACGAGAGGAGUUGUGUAGACCCUUUGUACAGGAAGUGCCAUGCACAGCACAACACAUGACACAUAUCUACAUAAAAAACACCCCACAAAAACCUAAAUACGGAGAGGAAACUCUGCCUGGCCUCUUUGGGGAUGCAUAUGGACUAUGCAUUUGUACAUAGGAGUUUUAUUACUCUUAUUUUAUUACAAUAUGUGUAUGUAUGUAAGGACGGAUUGCCCAUUUAUGUAUUUAUGUAUUUAUUUUUUACAAUAUUUGCACCGUGGUCUGUGACGUUCAGGUCUCUGGUGGUUAAAGAAAAACAACAAAACUAUGGAUGUCACUGGAAUUUUUAUUUUUCUUCUCUUUAAGACAGUAUUAUAUUACCUUUUGCUGCUUUAAAGAUUCCUCCCCUCUGCAAGGUGUAAUCUGUAAAAUGUCACCUUUUUUAAAUCAGAACCGUGCAGUUUACUGAACACAAAUGCACAAAAGGGAACCAAUUUGUUUUCUAUGUGCAGGUUUGCACCUUUUUAAGGAUUCCGUUUUUCAACAUGACAGCCACAUAUAACUCUUAGAUCCGACAGCACCAUUACAAAUCAGGGAGCAUACGUCUGACUGUUACAGAUUGCACCUUUUUAUAAGACACAUAACCUUGUGUUAAGUGUUUUUUUCUACACUUUCCCUUUCUCAUAUCUCUGAAACACUCCAAUCAUCCACAAACAUUAUGCAGUAUUAUAAUCUAGUUUGCAUCCAAAGGACAGCAUAUAUAUAAAUAUAUCCGUAUAUAUUUUCUGGUAACGUGAGAGUAAGGACCACGGCGUGAAACAAGGUAUUUAUGUUGAAAUGCUUUGGAAAAGUGACUGUUCUGAUGUAGCGACGAUCCAAAGUCUUAAAACACUGAGCCACCACCAUUGUUAUGGUUUCCUGUUCGGGUACACACGCGAGUGACGACUGCCGUACACUGAGAUCCUGUACUUUGUUUAUUCUGUCACUACCUUAGUUUAUGGCUAUGCAAAUUCUCCAUCUACACACUAUUACUCUUCUUGUCUUGUUGUGUCAACAUUGAAAAAAAAAAACCCAAUAACUGCAUUAUGUUUGUGGUGCUUUCCUUGGUCUGGAUCAACCGCAUUGUGGAUUGCAACGUUUGGCAAAAGUUGCAUGGCAUUGCCGAUAUAAAGACUCCAUACUGAUGUUUGUGAGGUUGUCAGUGUUCACUAGUCUGCUUGAUCACACCACAUGAGACAAAACAGUUGCUGCAGCUUCUUAUACAAAUGUGAUAAAGGAACACGACAUUUGGUGAAGAGCUGUAGUCUCACUAAUAGUAGCGGCCUCCAUUAGAACAUCCAGACGUACUAGGACUCGUAGCAUGUGCUGUUGAUUCAUCCAGCAGGCCCAAGCAGAAAACCAGUGCCUGUGUCACCUCCCUGUUUCUUUUCCUUCUGGGUUAUGGUUGUACAUUUCCCCCGUUUCUGUGCCCACAAUUAUGCAGAUGUACCAUGAAAUGUAUUUGUUGGGAAUAAAUAACACGUUGACCUUUUGUUAUGAAA